AUGAAAGAACUAAAUAUCGGGGCGUCUAAUGGUUUGGAGGGUGCGAUCACGCGAACAAGUCUCAGUUCUGUGGACUCGGGCACCAGUUCCCCCAAUUCCUCGCAUUUUAUAGUCGUUGCCAUCGAUUUUGGCACAACUUUUAGUGGUUAUAGCUUUGCAUUCACCAGAGAUGUAGACAAUGCUAUUCAUAUGAUGAGAAAAGUCGAUGGUUGUGAUCCCGAUGUAAGCAACCAAAAGAUUCCGACGAUAUUACUUCUCAAUACUGACGGCGCGUUUCACUCGUUUGGAUUCGCAGCUCGAGAUCAUUACUCGAGUCUUGAACCAAAGGACUCCAAGAAGUGGUUCUACUUUGAAAAGUUUAAAAUGGAUUUGCAUUACAAUCAGUCAUUAUCAUUGGACACUAAAAUCAAAGCAACGAAUGGUAACAAAUGCAUGUCUGCGCUGACUGUGUUCGCACACGCGUUGCGUUAUUUUAAACUACUGGCGCUCCAAGAACUCAGUGAUCAGUCAGCCAUCAAUAUUCUCAAUGAAGACAUCCGUUGGGUUAUUACAGUUCCGGCGCUCUGGAAACCAUCGGCCAAACAAUUUAUGAGAGCAGCAGCUUAUGAGGCCGGUAUAGGAAGUGCUGACAAUAGCUGUCAACUUUUGAUAGCAUUAGAACCAGAAGCGGCUUCAAUAUACUGUCGACGCCUUAAAUUCAAUCAAUUGAUACCUAUGUGUCCGCCACAGAGACACGCAUUACUUCACGACAAGAAUAAUACAAAUGAUGAUAAUAUAGCCGUUGAAUGCCAAACAGAUUCUGCCGACGCUAUAAAGAGCUAUAAUAGUUGUGUUGAGACAGCAUUUACUAAAGGCACCAAAUAUAUAGUGGUAGACGUGGGCGGAGGUACUGUUGACAUCACUUGUCAUCAGAUCCAGAAUAAAGAGGGAUCUCUUAAAGAGUUACACAAAUCGAUGGGAGGGCCCAACGGGUCUAUUGGCGUUGAUUUAAACUUCGAGAAGAUGUUAUCAGAAAUAUUUGGCACCGAUUUUGUCACUCAAUUCAAGUGCAAGAGACCGGCCGGUUAUGUGGACCUAAUGGCUGCUUUCGAGGCCAGGAAGAGGAGCGCCAGUCCCCUACAGACAACCACUUCUAAUAUAUCCCUUCCCUUCUCUUUUAUAAACUUUUUCAAAAAAGUUAAGGGAAUUACAGUCGAGAAUGCAGUGAAGAAAUAUACGGAUAGGAAAGGGAUCACCUAUUGCUCCAAACUGGGAAUGCUUCGGUUGGAGCCCGUGGUUAUGCAGCAACUGUUCGCACCGGUAACCAAACAGAUCAUUAGUCACAUUUGGGAUAUACUGAACAGUAGAUCAGUCAAAGACGUCACAUAUCUGUUCCUUGUCGGAGGUUUCGCUGAAUCACCGAUACUUCAGUCGCACAUAAGGAACGCCUUCUCCUCGCGACUCAAACUAAUUAUCCCUCAAUCACCUAAUCUGGCGAUACUUCGCGGCGCUGUUAUGUACGGUCUCGACCCCACUGUCAUCAGCUGUAGGCGCGCUAAACUCACGUAUGGGGUCGGAGUCCUUAACCGAUUCAUUCGUAACAAACACCCGCUCCAUAAGUUGGCCAUCAAAGACAGCAUCGAGUGGUGCGCUGAUGUCUUCGACAGAUUCGUGGUUUGCGACCAAUCCAUCGGCUUAUAUGAGUCCAUCACCAGGAGCUACACCCCUGUCAAUGAGGGCCAGACCUGUAGUAUUAUUCACAUCUAUUGCAGUGAAAGAGAUGACGUCGAGUACAUCACAGAUACCGAUGUCCAUCGAUGCGGUACUUUAUAUCUGGAUUUGGAUCUCAUCCCAGAGUCUAAUCAUAUAAACCCAGCCCUCAAAGCGAUGGUUAAGAGGGAAAUACAAACGCAAAUGAUUUUCGGCGACACAGAAAUCAAGGUCUGUGCGUUGGAUGUGUUGACCGGCAAGUGUGUCAAAGCUGAGGUCGAUUUCCUAAGCAACUGA
This is a messenger RNA of Oppiella nova, 1986 nucleotides long. The record is from the annotation of a GenBank genome assembly. NCBI's taxonomy places the organism in Eukaryota, Metazoa, Arthropoda, Arachnida, Sarcoptiformes, Oppiidae.